Molecule: messenger RNA, 4791 nt
Organism: Pseudozyma flocculosa PF-1
Lineage: Eukaryota; Fungi; Basidiomycota; Ustilaginomycetes; Ustilaginales; Ustilaginaceae
Exons: 3
Coding region: 1-4791 (1596 amino acids)
Molecular function (GO): hydrolase activity
Source: RefSeq, a predicted model, not a curated record
AUGAGCGAGAGGCAUGCCAGCUCCUCAAAACAGGCCGGCUCCUCGGCCGACGCCCUCUCGCCUGCUUCUUCUACCUCGACUUUGCGAGCCGCUCCCACGACAGGCAGCGAACAGGCCAGGCAGAGGUCCCGCGGCCAGAUGGCACGCAAGCAGAGCCUCGCCGACGGCAUCGCGCUCGGAUCGGGCCUUCGCUCGGCCAACUUUCCGCCCUCUUCGCCACCACCAGCCUACCACCCGCACCCCUAUCAGACCGCCGCGGAUCUGCGCCAGUCUUCCCACCUGCGCCAGCGGCCAUCAGUGUCUCGAUCUCGCCCAGCUAGCGGGGCUGCAUCCGAAGAGCACGCAGACCUCGUCACGCCCCGCGGCGGCGCCAACAGCAAGGGCAGCAGGGACGUCCGCCGGAAACGCAAGCGCAAGGCCCACGCUCCGCAGCCACCCCUCCUUGGAGGCCUCUACUUUUCCGACCUCAUCGUUGUUGCCUUCUUCUAUGCCCUCAACCUCCUGCGCACCUGUGGGCUCGCAGAGCUCAUGGAUGUCGCCUUCAAGGGCACCGCCUAUGCUGUGACGCGCUUGCCUUUUGAGUUUUGGCAGAGGUGGUCCCUCAGCCGCUAUCCACCCGCCUCGACCGCGCACGCCCAGCGUCCAUCGUCCCACGGGCCGGACGGAUCGCGCUACCUGCAGGCCAUCCGCCACAGCUCGCGUCGACAGUCGCAGAGGCAGGCGCGGCGCCACAGCGAUGGGUCCGGCCACGAGCUCACGCAGUCCUCGACCUCUGCCGCUACCACCUCGGACGAGGACGAGGCCGACGACGCGCAUCAGCUCUCGCCCUUCCACCACCUCGUCAUCCUCCUCGUCCGCUUCGCCUGCAUCAGCUUCCCGCACCUGCUGCCCCGCGUCCUCUUUGCCGAGGAGACCAUCGGGCCGCUCGUACGCUGGAGGACCGGAGGUGGGGCUGCCGGCAUCGUGCGCGAGUUCACAAACGAGCCCGCCGACCGCCUCGCCCCGACUUCCGACUCUGCGGCUCUCACCGACGGGCAACAAGCCUACGGCGGUGAUCGCGAGUGUGGCAAGGCAGCACCCCCUCCGUCACCCGCACCGGGCUUCCGGGCCUUCUGGAUCGGGCCCGAUGCCCACAUCCCCGUCGACGUGAGGCGGCGCGACCCAGAAUCCCGCCAUGCCACCACGGUCCUGUAUCUGCACGGCGGCGGCUUCUCGCUGGGCUCGGUGGCCUUUUACGCAGAGGCUCUGAUCCGCAUCAUGGCCAAGGUGGCCCUCUACGAGCGAGACGCUGGUGAAGGGGGCUCGAGGUGCGUCGCCGUCGAGUACGACCUCAGCCCCUCUGUCCGCUUCCCUGCGCCUCUGCUGCAGUGCCUGCGUUGCUAUGCACACCUCGUCGAGGUCGAAGGGAUCGACCCGGCGAGCAUCACCGUCGCUGGAGACAGUGCCGGCGCCAACCUGGCGAUGAGCAUGCUGCUCUGCCUCGACGGCCAGGCGCGCGACGAGCCGCUUAUGUCGGAGCGCGACUGGUCCAAGCUGCCGAUGCCCGGAAAGGCCGUCUUCAUCUCUCCCUGGGCCGACCUUCGGCCCUCUGGAUCGCAUGCGUUCGCCCACCUCCGCGAACAGCAUCUCCGAUCAAGACCGCGAACGGCCGCCAGCAGCAGCAACAAGGGCAGCUCCACAAAGGAAAGCGCGUCUGCGACGGCGAAGGCAGCUCCGAAGCCAUCGGUGUGGACCGAGGCAAUGGCCGAGUACGAGUGGGACUACGUUGCCGCCGAGGCCCUCCUCCACUUUGCCCAGGUCUACGCGGGCGUCUUGGACAAGCCACGCCGAGUGCGCGGCCCAACGGGCUGGGUGGCCAACUUCUGUGCCAUCCUCGCCGGCGAUCCGGAGCCACCGCAGGGGGUCGAGGCGGACAAGCCGGGAGCACGACCGUACGCCUACAACCCGCUCUCCGUGCUGUCGCGCCUUGUCACGCCGCCGACGACGCGGCUGGCCAAAGCUGCGCAUACGGCGCUGACCGAGCCACUGCUCGACCUCGGAACGCAGCGAUUCAGGGCGCCCGGCAGGCCCCGUGCCGAUCCCUUCCAGAACGACAGGCAGUCUCAGCGUAGCGGCCUUGAACCGCUCUUUCCGUCCCGCGAGCGCGAGACCGACGCAGUGGCCUCGACGGCCGACCUUUUCGUGCCUACUUGGGGCUUCUCCGACAGCGACAACGAGGACAAUGAGGCGGAACGCGAUCCGCGUCGAAGCAGUCCGACGUUUGCAGAGGCCGUCGACCGACUCGAGAACCACAUCUUGAUCAGCCCGGCCCUCGGCGACUGGAGCCGCAUCCGCCUCGAGAGGGGCAUGCUGGUGACCUGGGGAGAGCGCGAGAGGCUCGCCGAUGACAUCGAGGCCUGGGCAAGCAAGGUCCGUCAACAACAGGGCCGGGCGAGUCCGGCGUUCGGCGAGCCUACAAGUGAGGAUUCUCGUUCUCCCUCUUUGUCGACCAGCAGAACGGCAGGCACCGCCCAGCAUGGCUCGCCAACGCAGGGCGGCGAUCACGCGGAGCACGUCGGUUCCUUGCAGCACAGGAGGGCCGUGUCAUCGUCCAAGGACAGGACAACGAUGCCGCGGCAAGAUGGCCCGGCACCGACCGAGGCGUCGUACCUGUGCACGGCAGUCGAACACGGUCCCUCUGGCGUUCACGCCUGGCCGUUCGUCUCGAUGUACCUCGCCGGCACCGAGGCGGAGCGGGAGAAGGGGUUGGAUCUACUGGCCAGCUUCAUCGCCAGGCCGCCUUGGCAGACCUCGCAGCCGGACAAGCCGCGGCCCGACGCCAUGAUCGACGAUGCUGCCAUCAAGCAGGCCCCGCUGACCAUGAGCCUGCCGGCCAGGAAGACGUCGUCCGAGUUCCUUAUCCCGCAGUCGCCGCCGCAUCACGAUGGCCUGUCGCCGGUGGGCUCGCUGCCCUCGGACGUCUACGAUGACGACGAGAGGCACUACAUGUUCAACUCGCGCUCGCGGGAGGAGUCGCUCGACUGGGAUAGCGUCGAGCUCCGGAACGAGCUGGGCCUGCGCGGGGUAGCAGUGUCGUCCUCGUCUUCUUCGCCCGAGGGACGCUUCCCGCCCGAGCCGAUGUGGAACGAGCCUACCCCGACGACUACCGGCGGCAGCUCCCCGGUCGUCGAUCGAGACCGAGGCUCUGCAGGCGGAGCUGAAUCGCCUCGUGUGGGGCUUGGCCUUGCUGCAUCCAGGCUGGCAGACUCGCAAGCGGCGGCCGAUAUUCUCAGCGGCCAAGCAGCGCAGCCUGCUUCCUCCGGGCCCCACACAGCGGAAGCCUCCGAUGAAGAGGGAUGGGAGAGCGAUGGUCCUGCAUUUGCUGCCGGCACCAAGGCCUCAGUCACCAACGUCUCGGCGCCGGCGAAACGGGCCGCUGGCAAGACGCUCUCGCGAAAGCGCAGCAACAGCCUGGGCAAGCGCACCAAGACGGCGACGUCGUCGGCGUCGUCCUCCGUCAUGAGCACGCCCAAGGCGACCUCGACCGCCUCGUUCGCAAGCAAGGCGCCCGAGGCGCCUGCUAGCCUCAAGCUCGACCCGGUCCACCUCUCGGCUCCCACCUUCCCCGCCGCAUCCUACGCUGCUCCGCCGAGCGUUGCGUCGAGCUCGGCCUUUAUCUCGUCGCCACCUUCUCGACCUGAUAUGUCCAAAAUGUGGGGCGGGAUCGAAGUUCGAAACGUCCAGGCUCGACGAGACGUGCUGCAGUCGACGCAGAUCUCUGGCCGCUCCGUCAUGCCCCAGAUUGGCGAGCCGCGGCGCAGCGGCAUGACGCUGGCCGAGAUCGAGGCGCUGGAAGAGGCCGAAGAAGCCGCGGCAUCGGCGAAUGCCGGCGGAGCUGCAGGGGCUGGUCCAUCGCCGCUAGCAAGCGACCCGUCCAACAGAGGCCGCCCGGCCGGCAGGAGCAGCAGCCGGGAUCGCCUCUCGCGCAUCCUCGGCAGCGCCUACGAGUCGGACCCGGACCUGCCGCUCAACGACGCCGGUGGCGCCCACGACUCGGACUCGGACUCGGAGUCUGACUUUGCGUCGCCGCGCAUCGGCGCGGUGGCAUCGCCGCGCUACGUCGACGACGGUACGCUCUCGUCGUCGGCGCAGCACCCGCUGUCGAUGGACCCGUCGUUCUACGGCCUCUCGUCGUACUCGACGUCGCGGCCCGAGGGGCUGAGCGACAUCGCCGAGGAGGACUCGCAGUUUGACGCGUCGUCCGAGUUUGGCGUGCGCAGCCCGAGUGGCGGCGGCGGCGGCGGCGAGAGCGAGAGCGAGGACGAGUCGGCGCCGAGGUGGGACGAGCGGGGCUUUGCGUUUACCCCUAGCGGGCGCGAGGCGGAGCGGCUGCGAGAGGCGCUCGAUGAGCGCGAGAGGCUGUGGCGCCGUCGUCGCGCCGAGAGCGACGAAGAGGACGAGCACGACGACGACGACGACGAGCACGACGACGACGACGACGAGCACGACGACGACGACGACGAGCACGACGACGACGACGACUCGGACGUGGGCGGCUACCAGGAGGACAGCGACGACUUUUCGCCCCGCGAUCCGGCACGACCUCGGCAGCCAGCGGCAUCAAAGGGCCAAGACGACGUCGGCACCCGCUCCCCCUCGGCUGCCGCCGCUGCCGCCACUGCACCGGCCUCGACCUCGACGUCUUCCGCCGCCUACCUCUACGCGCUCGGCGUCGGCGCGGGAAGGAAAUCGCCUACGCCCAGCAUCAGCUCGUUUAGCAGCCAGAAGAGCAAGGAGGAUGUAUGGUGGUAA